Drosophila elegans is the source of this 724-nucleotide messenger RNA. RefSeq lists its product as uncharacterized. The transcript has 2 exons. Bases 148 to 435 code for a protein of 95 amino acids. The record is from RefSeq and is a predicted model, not a curated record. Lineage: Eukaryota; Metazoa; Arthropoda; Insecta; Diptera; Drosophilidae.
CAGCACACCUGCAACAUUAACAGCCAGUCCGUGCGAUUUACAGGCAGCUAUAAGCUGCAUUUUUCAUCCACAAUUAACCUGCAAAGCAGCCCCAAUCAAAGAUUUUUAGGCUGGUCAUUUUUGGCAGUCCUUGAAAUCUUUUGUGUAAUGUCGCGCUACCUGCACGCCGAUCACAUUUUGGAGGCCUUCAACGUAUUCCACAGACCAUUGACUCUGGAUGAAGUGGCCGGUUUCGUGGCCGAAAUGGAGGCCAAAUCCGUGGAUGAGGUGCGAUUGGCGGUGGACAAUACGUUGACUGCCGGCUGGAUGCAUGGUUUUUUGAACUUGGAGGAUGGCAUGUUCACACUAGUUUGUGGCUAUUGCGGUGACGGACAAUCAAUUGAGGGCAGGAACAGGCGACGACACUUGGCGAAUCCGAAGCUAAGGAGCUCUUAGUGGGUCCUACGACAGUCCCUUCGACACCCGAAACGCUUGAUUAAGUUCAUUUUGGCGAUCAGAUCCUGUCCUGAGGCUUUCAAGGUCCCGAGGCGUCAACUUUCGCUAACCGAAAACGUGGACUUCGUUGAACAGGAACUCUUCCGAGGUUGGCAAGUCAGUGAAGAAAACCCUCGCUUUAGCCCUCAAAAAUCGUUUCAUUCGGCAGGACAUCUAAAUAAUAAAUCUAUAUAAAUUCAUACAAUUAUUAAUCAAUCAAUGUUUAUAGAUAUAAAUCCAUACAAUCAUU